ACCAAUACACCAUGGAAGACAAUAACAUCGAGUCGACACUACGACUGCUCGAGAAGCGAGAUGCUUCGACAAAUGCACAUUUACAACUCGUACGGGCCACGGAUUGGCAACAAUACUCUGUCGGUCCCAUAUCAACCUGGCCUCGAGAAUUAUCAACCAUUAUCUACCUUCUGAUGGUGGCAACCCAACCCCAGUGCUUGGUGCUUGGGGAUGAAAACCUAUUACUAUACAAUCAAGCUUAUGGCAGAAUGGUCCGAGAUCUCCACCCCAAGAUCUUCGGUCAGCCUUUGGACAGUGUAGAGGAAUGGCAGAGUUACAGAGCCCAGAUGGCCGCACACAGACGAAGUGCUGUCACCUCGCUGCCUACGCAUGCCUGUCCUUCCUUUGUCAUACCCAUGCUAAAUCAGGGCCGAUUGGAAAAUGUUCACCUACAGCUCGACAUCGCAACAUUACCACCACCAGUCAAAGGCUUUCACUUGUGCUUUGAGGAGACUACAGACUGCGACUUGCGCGAGCGUAGGCGGUCUACCGUGCGUGAAUUGUCCGAACUUUGGAGUUCAGCGAGUGAUCUUCCCUCGUUAUGGCGACUCAUAUUGGAAAGCCUCUCCGAAAAUCCCGAAGAUUUUCCCAUGGCCGCUGUGUACUCUACGAGAACAUCUCCAGACUUAUGCUGUGAACAAGGAGGUGGUUCUGAAAAAGAACUCUACCAUCUUGAGGGCUCUGUUGGCGACUUUGACGACGGCGCUUUCCCACCCACAUUCGACAUGUCUUCGACAGAUCCGAGUUUGGAACCUCUCAAACAAGCCAUUACGUCAAAAGAACAGAUCGUCAUCAACCAGUUACCUGAUAAAUGGGCCAGGGGCUCAUUACAACGCGGCACUCGCGAUAUUUGCAAAGAAGCCGCUGCCCUACCGAGUAGCUUUACACGUCACCAAGAUGCAGAAGCCUUGCUCGUUAUUGGCCUACCCACCAGAACACUCCUCGACGAACCCCAUCAACAACACCUCAGGCAGGUUCAGAGUGAGUUUGCUCAUGCUGUGAAUACUUUGGUCACAACCAUUGAGGCGACAUAUCGGAGAAAAGAGAAUGCCAGGCAAAACCAACUGGAAAAGGAUUUGCUUGCUAAAGAGCUUGCCCUUCGGCAAAAAGAGGCAGAAAUUGCGACUACUUUGGCCGUCAAGGUUCUUACCGUGAUAGAUGAGGUUGACACAGGGGAGUUGGUGCGAGCAAACGAGUGCUAUUAUCGACUAAGUGGAUACCCUCGAGACUGCCCAGCCCACGUCAAACACAAGUUUCUCGACCUUAUCUAUCCAGCAGACGUGGACAUGGUCUCUCAUGCAUGGCACUCCAUGAUCAAUGGUGAAUGGCAGAAGUUCGAAUUAAGGUAUCUUAACGGCACUGAACACGGUCAAUGGGCUCUUGUAGCCUGUCAGCCAGUCAAGGACAGUAAUGGAGUCGUCACCUCGAUUAUUGGUGCAGUCACCGACAUUUCGACUCAAAAACGAAGCGAGAAGAUCGCUCUCGACCGCGCCGAAGCACUGGAACAAGCCAGAGUCAGUGAAGAGAGAUUCAAGCGAUGCAUGGAAAUUGCUCCUUUUGGAUGCAUGAUCGCCGAUCCCCAAAAAGGAGUUCANAGUAAUGUGACAACGCUGAGACUGAAAUCAUCAGACGCAAACGAGACAUGGUGGGAGUUGUCACAACACACUCGUGUACCGCUAGAUCAGAUCGACUGGAAUUCUUGUCUCCAUGAAGAUGACAUAGAAGUUGCAGAACAGGGUUGGCAGAGGCUUUGGUACGAUGGCGACGGCGAACCCCGAGGGCCUGCCGAGCUAAUGGUUACUGCACUACCUGAAUGCGAUGAUAGUGGUAAGGUCAUCAGAGUCUUAGGAUUCACCGUCGAUGUAAGUUUGACCGUUGGUAGAGAUGUCACGACCAGUGCUGGCGGCUUGUCUCAUUUUGAACGCAUUGUCCAACCAGCGAUGAGUGGUUCAAUCAAACUCCGCCCAGGACAGGAAUCUACAGAUCUGAGCUCGUUCUUCCAGUAUAAUCAUGGCGUUUCUACUUCCCGUUUCNGUGUCCCAUCUGAAGUUCCAAGCAAGAAUGCAACUCGAAGCGCGGAAGAACCAAGAGAUGUUUUACGACACAGUCUGCCACGAAAUUCGAAAUCCUUUAUCAGCNNUGUCAUCCAUUGCACGGACUCUAUCAACGACAAUCUUAUUGAGAUGCGUAAACUGGUCAACAGCCUCGCUUCUCUAGAGACAAAAGGUUCUUCCGUUGUAGACGAAAAGAUCAACUAUCUUCUGGACCACAUAUCAAGCAGCAACGAAUCUGUAGAGACAAUCACCCACUGUUCUGAGCACCAGCGGCGUCUUAUCUCGGAUAUUCUGUCGCUCUCAAAGCUCGAUUCUCAGCUGCUCCAGAUCAACCCUUCACCGAUCCUUGCCACAAGUCUGCUAGAAAAUGUUCGCAAUAUGUUCGAGACUGAAGCAAAAAGAGAAGGAAUCAUGUUGGAAGUCAUCGUCGAUUCUUCAAUCACGGAGAACAAGGUGGACCAAGUCAACCUGGACUCUGGAAGAACUCUACAAGUCCUUAUAAACUUGGUCUCCAACGCCAUAAAGUUCACGAAAAACGAGCCGGAAUUUCGUCGAAUCAAGGUCGUUAUGGGCGCUUCUAAUGUCAGGCCACUGGAUCUGCCGGUCGACUCGUUCCACCACCCAGAAUCGAUAUAUGACACGUCUUCUGAAGUUCAGGAAGAGUUUUAUCUAUGGUUUACGGUCACCGAUUCUGGGAGGGGUCUCUCUGCUGAGGAGAAAGCUCGCAUUUUCACCAGGUUUGCCCAAGGUUCUCGUAAGACCUAUAGCGAAUACGGUGGUUCUGGCUUGGGUUUGUUCAUCUCCAGACAGCUUGUCGAAUUGAUGAACGGACAAAUUGGUGUUUCAGCCGAGCUUGGACAGGGAAGCACAUUCGCUUUCUUUGUUAAUGCACCGCCCGUUCAGCAAAUCCUGCAGGUGGACUCGAAUUUAAGCCAUCAAUCCAAGGCCGAUUCUGCUAUACAUAUUCAGAUAACGCAGACACCGGAGCCAUGNCAAAAGACGACACUACUUGUUGUUGAAGAUAAUCUCCUCAACCAAAGAGUGCUCAAGAAGCAGCUCGUCAGGCACGGUUACGAAGUACAUGUGGCCAGCAACGGUCAAGAGGCCCUCGAUUUUCUCACAAAUCCAGCCCAGGAAGUCCAAAUUGACUGUAUCUUGAUGGACGUAGUCAUGCCCGUCAUGGAUGGUCUGACCGCAGCAAGACGGAUCAGAGAGUGGGAGAAAAACAUCAACCUCAUCAGUAACAAUUGCACCAUCAAGUCCAGACCACGAUUCUCAAGAGGAAGCAGUUCCACUUCCGUCAAAAGCGAUUGGAGUAGCAAUACCAAGGAGACCAGUAGCAUUGCUUGCAGCAAGGUCCCUAUAAUCGCCAUUAGCGCCAAUGCGAGACCCGAACAGACUAACGAUGCCAUCAUGGCAGGAAUGGAUGAUUCCAUAGCCAAGCCCUUUAAAGUUGUUGACUUGGUUCGUCGGGUUGACCAUUUGCUGGAGGGUUCGCGA
Aureobasidium vineae is the source of this 3593-nucleotide messenger RNA. Lineage: Eukaryota; Fungi; Ascomycota; Dothideomycetes; Dothideales; Saccotheciaceae. The record is from the annotation of a GenBank genome assembly.